UAUAGAUAAGCAGACGACUGACGAGUUACAAAUGUACGCGUGUCAUGUGUACCGUAUAGGUGAAGUAUCGUCAAGCCGGUAGGCAAAACUCACGAUGUUGAAAAUAAAUAGCAAAACAGGACUAAGUAGUUUAAUAAUUUUCACGGUACUUUUAUUAGCGUGGGUCGCCGGUUUCUCAUCUCGUUUAUUUGCGGUUAUUAGAUUUGAAAGUAUCAUUCAUGAAUUUGAUCCAUGGUUUAACUAUAGGGCCACCGCCUACAUGGUCGAGAAUGGUUUUUACCAAUUCUUGAACUGGUUUGAUGAAAGAGCAUGGUAUCCUUUGGGGAGGAUCGUCGGAGGUACCGUCUAUCCCGGUUUAAUGAUUACAUCGGGCAGCAUUCAUUAUGUUUUGCAUUUAUUAAAUAUCGAUGUACACAUACGUGAUGUAUGUGUGUUCCUAGCACCAAUAUUUAGCGGUUUGACUGCUAUCUCCACUUAUUUACUUACCAAAGAACUGUGGUCGGCGGGAGCAGGACUAUUUGCAGCAUGUUUCAUCGCUAUUGUGCCUGGAUAUAUCAGUCGUUCAGUGGCAGGUAGUUACGACAAUGAAGGAAUCGCAAUAUUUGCACUACAAUUUACGUAUUACUUAUGGGUAAAGUCUGUAAAAACCGGAUCAAUAUUUUGGUCAUGUAUGACCGCCCUGUCAUACUUCUACAUGGUAUCUGCGUGGGGUGGAUAUGUGUUCAUUAUCAACUUGAUACCUCUUCACGUCUUUGUCCUGUUGCUAAUGGGACGAUAUUCCAACAGGCUGUUCACAAGUUAUACGACUUUUUACAUUUUGGGUCUCUUGUUUUCGAUGCAAAUACCGUUUGUCGGCUUUCAGCCGAUACGGACUAGUGAGCAUAUGGCGGCAUCGGGUGUUUUUGCAUUGAUCAUUGCGGUGGCUGUUUUAAAGUACCUACAGAGUGUCUUGUCUAAAGCAGAAUUUAAAUCGUUAUUCAUAGUGGGUGCUUCAAUUUCUGCAGGCGUCGUGUUUCUGACAGUUGUGGUACUCACCUAUGCCGGAUACGUUGCACCUUGGAGUGGAAGAUUUUACUCUUUAUGGGAUACGGCAUAUGCCAAAAUUCACAUACCCAUCAUCGCUUCGGUUUCCGAACAUCAACCUACAACUUGGUUUUCGUUCUUUUUCGACUUACAUGUUCUGAUCACUACAUUCCCGGCAGGACUGUGGUACUGCAUAAAGAACAUCAACGAUGAGAGAGUCUUUGUUGUUUUGUAUGCACUUAGUGCAGUAUAUUUUGCCGGUGUAAUGGUACGAUUAAUGUUGACACUUACUCCGGUCGUUUGCAUGUUGAGCGGCAUUGCGUUUUCCGUACUGUUUGACCUGUUCCUUCGCGAAGAAGACACGCCUCGAUCAAGUGAAAGUGACGUUGAUGAUGAGCAGACUGUUAGCAGCAAUCGAAGACUGUAUGAUAAGGCCGGCCGUGUUCCAAAAAUGAAACACGAGCAAGUGAAGGAAUCUGAUGGAAUUGGUGCUAACUUACGAAGCAUUAUAAUAAUAGUGAUGUUAUUGUUGCUCAUGCUAUUUGCCGUUCAUUGCACGUGGGUAACAAGUAACGCGUAUUCUAGUCCAAGUAUUGUGUUAGCUUCAUACGGAAACGACGGUUCCAGACAGAUUUUAGAUGAUUUUCGCGAGGCCUACUAUUGGUUAUCUCAGAAUACGGCGGACGAUGCAACAGUAAUGAGCUGGUGGGAUUAUGGUUAUCAAAUUGCGGGAAUGGCUAAUCGCACAACGCUAGUCGAUAAUAAUACUUGGAACAAUAGUCACAUUGCGUUGGUUGGAAAGGCAAUGUCGUCGAACGAAAGUGCAGCUUACGAAAUUAUGACUUCGUUAGGUGUAGAUUACGUUCUUGUGAUAUUUGGUGGUGUCAUCGGUUAUUCAGGUGAUGACAUAAAUAAGUUCUUGUGGAUGGUUAGAAUUGCGGAAGGCGAACAUCCGAAAGAUAUACGAGAAGCCGACUACUUCACUGAACACGGAGAAUUUCGGGUUGACGCAGAAGGUUCACCGACAUUACUAAACUGUUUAAUGUAUAAAUUAAGUUACUAUCGUUUUGGAGAAGUCAGACUUGACUAUCGCAAUCCUGGAGGAUAUGACAGGACUAGAGGUGCCGUAAUUGGCAAUAAAGACAUUAACUUGACUUACUUGGAAGAAGCCUAUACAACAGAGCACUGGCUGGUACGAAUAUACAGAGUGAAGAAACCUGAUGAAUUUAAUCGACCUAAAAUACCAUUCUCUAAGAGAAUAGUGAAGACACAAAAUUUUGUAUCAAAAAAGAACACUAAACGCAGAAAGGGGACAUUAAAAAAUAAACCUGUAGUAAUAAAAGGGAAGAAACUUGCUACAAAACAGUCAUAGUGAAAAGACAGGUUGACCAAUAAUUAUAUUUAAAUACUGUUUUUACAAUUUGCCGUAUGUAUUUAAGUUGUUGUGUUUGUAAUAAAAUUUGUUAAACUUUAAUACAAAUCAUUACACUAUU
Messenger RNA from Photinus pyralis (common eastern firefly), 2516 nucleotides. Its product is annotated as dolichyl-diphosphooligosaccharide--protein glycosyltransferase subunit STT3B-like. Gene Ontology annotation, molecular function: dolichyl-diphosphooligosaccharide-protein glycotransferase activity. The transcript has 10 exons. NCBI's taxonomy places the organism in Eukaryota, Metazoa, Arthropoda, Insecta, Coleoptera, Lampyridae. The record is from RefSeq and is a predicted model, not a curated record. The coding region runs from base 95 to 2395 and encodes 766 amino acids. Gene Ontology annotation, cellular component: membrane. Gene Ontology annotation, biological process: post-translational protein modification.